Messenger RNA from Linepithema humile (Argentine ant), 3211 nucleotides. The record is from RefSeq and is a predicted model, not a curated record. Lineage: Eukaryota; Metazoa; Arthropoda; Insecta; Hymenoptera; Formicidae.
UGACGUAGAGGUUGGUGCUUUGUGGAUAGUACAUUUUAUACAAUUUCGUGUAAAUUUUCUCUCAGUUAUUUGUGCUGCGAAUUAUUUACAGCAUAAGUGUUUAACACUUUGCAAAAAUGGCAGACUCAGAUGAUGAAUAUGAUAGAAAGAGGCGAGAUAAAUUCAGAGGUGAGAGGACAGAAUCAUAUUCACGGGAACGAAGAGAAGAUCGUAGACGAGAUGAUUGGGUUGAUAGAGAGUGGUCCAGUCGUCCUAGGCAGCGGCCUGAUUAUCGGGAAUAUCGAGGUGGAGGAAGUGGAGGACGUGAUCGUUACAGUCCUCCAAGAUCCCAAGAUAUGGCACCUCCUAUGAAGAGAAUGCGAUUUGACUGGGAUGAUAGACCGAGAUAUGGUGGACAUGAUUAUUAUGGUGGAAGUGGUAGUGGUGGUGGUGGUGGUGGCGGCGGUGGUGCUGGUGGCGGUGGCGGCGGCGGUGGCGGCGGCGGUGGCGGUGGAAGUUCUUGGAGUCCGGAUCACUAUCCGCCUCCUCACCAUAGCAACCAUCACUAUGGCAACCAUAGUAAUAGCAGCAGUCGGGAGGUAGCUGGAAAUUUCAGUAAUUCAAAUGUUGAAACCCAGCCACCUAUGAUGUCAUUCAAAGCAUUUCUUGGCACUCAAGAAGACACCAUUACUGAUGAGGAAGCUAUUAAACGCUACAAUGAGUACAAAUUGGAAUUCAAGAGACAGCAGCUCAAUGAGUUUUUUGUCGCCCAUAAGGAUGAAGAAUGGUUCAAAAUAAAAUAUCAUCCUGAGGAAUCAAUAAAGAGAAAAGACGAGCAAGUAUCGGCACUUAAGAAACGCGUACAAGUUUUUCUGGACUUGCUCGAAACGGGAGAAAUAGACAAAGUGUCCGUUGAUGCCGAUCAAGCAGAUAUCUUGUUACGUCUUUUAGAUGCAGUGGUUAUCAAAUUGGAAGGAGGAACGGAAGAAGAUUUGCAAAUUUUGAAUGUUAAGCCACCUAAGCUGUUUAUAACAAAAGAUAUCUCAAAGGAGAAAGAAGAUAACAAGACUAAAUCUUGUAUGGAAAAGAAACCUGAAAGCAGUGACGAAAACAAGAUGGACAAUUCACAGCGUGAAGAGAAAGGUUCGAAAAAUGAUCAGAAUGCUGAUGCAGAAGUGAAAAGCGCAGAAAAAGAUGGAAAUGCAGUAUCUGAUUCGGACAAAACGAAAGAAAGCGACGAAUGUAAAGACACAGAAGAAACUGCUAAUGAAGACAAGUCACCAGACAAAUCAAGGAAACGUAAACGUACUAACAGCAACAGCAGCAGCAGCAGUAGCAGCAGCAGCAGCAGUUCUUCCGGUAGUGACAGCAAUAAACCGGAAGCAGAGACUUCUGCUAAUGAGAAAGUGGAGGCCAAUAAUGAACAAGUCGACGAAGGAGAGGCUAAAGAAGAAAAUCAAGAAAGUAAAACUGAAGCGGAAACUACAAAUAAUAAGAAAUCCACGAUCGAACCAGAAGCGGUGAUCGAUUUGGCUAGUGAAGAUAAAGAAAAGGAACCCAGAGCUCUGCACAAAACGAGCAGCAUCUUCCUUCGCAAUUUGGCGCCGACUAUCACUAAAGCGGAGGUGGAAGCGAUGUGCAAGCGAUUCCCAGGAUUCUUACGCGUAGCUAUAGCAGAUCCGCAACCAGAGAGACGAUGGUUCCGUCGCGGUUGGGUUUCGUUUGAAAGACAAGUGAAUAUUAAAGAAAUUUGCUGGAGUUUGAAUAACAUCCGAUUACGUGAUUGUGAGCUUGGUGCAAUAGUAAACAGAGAUCUAUCACGACGUAUUCGGUCGGUGAAUGGUUUAACAUCUCACAAACAAAUUGUCAGGCAUGAUAUUAAACUCAGUGCCAAAAUUGUCCACAAUUUGGAUAAUAGAGUAGGAUUAUGGAAGGAAGAGAAGAAGAGUGACAGUGCAUUGAAGCAGGAAGAAAACAAAGAAAACAAGACUGUUCAAAGUAACGACGAAGUUGAGCAAGCGGCUUUUGGAUUGUCAUCAAAAAAUCCAGUAUUGAAGAAUAUAACUGAUUACCUGAUAGAAGAAGCUUCGGCCGAAGAGGAAGAAUUGCUAGGUAUGUCAGGUGAUCAAGAGGAAGGUCAGUUGAGCGGCGACGGAGACAGCUCAAUCGAAAGAGAUCCAAUUCUAAUCAAGGUAUUAGACAGACUAGUAAUGUACUUACGUGUUGUUCAUUCCGUGGAUUACUACAAUCAUUGCGAGUAUCCGAACGAGGACGAAAUGCCAAAUAGAUGUGGAAUAAUGCAUGUGAGGGGAUCACCGCCUACCGCCAAAAUUUCCAGCGGUGAAUUAUCAGAAUACUGUCGUAAUUUCGAGAACAAGAUGGUUGCUUUCUUACAACCGAUCGCCACUCUGUCUACCGAAGAGUUCGAUAAGCUAGGCGCAAAGAAUGCCGAAGCUGAGGUUGAAAAAUUCGUUCAAGCCAACACCCAAGAAUUGUCAAAGGACAAGUGGCUGUGCCCUCUCAGCGGGAAGAAGUUCAAAGGACCAGAUUUUAUCCGGAAGCAUAUUUUCAACAAGCAUUCCGAAAAGGUUGCUGAAGUGAAAGCGGAAGCUGAGUAUUUCAACAAUUAUUUGAAAGACCCGAAAAGGCCUCAGCUUCCCGAACAUCCUGGUAACAAGGCUCCAUUGAGAGACGGGCCACGCGAGAACUUUGCUCCAUAUGGUUGCAGCUCAUUCGGAAGUUACGGCGGUGGAUACGGUGGUAAUAGAGGUGGUUACGGUGGUUCUGGCUACGGCGGCGGAUUUGGUGGUGGAUUUAGUGGACCGCGUUCCAAUCGUGGCGGUUUUAAUCGAGGACGACGAGGCGUGUAAGAUGCAUUCCUACCACAAGUACAUUCUUGGCCCAUUCGAAAUAACAGACUGAACGUGGUGAUACAAUGUUUUACAGGGCCGCUCCGGAUACUAUGGCAAGAGCUAUUAUUAGUUAUAAUGACUUGGACCAGCCAGACAUGGACAUGUUCUAAGUUUUGACUAAAUCUAUGCGAAUUCCCGCGGGUCUAAUAAGCACACAAUAAAAACACUGCUAUUCCAGAUUCUAUCAGAUUUAUGUCCAGGGCAUGUUCUAGCAUAUUAUCUAGCAUAUUAGGAUAAAGUUCUUAUUUUGCACUAGAUUUUACAAUAUUUCCUAUAAUUUACUAAUUAUCACUAAAGUUUUAAUUUGAAACAUGUCAAAU